Hippocampus zosterae (dwarf seahorse) is the source of this 2655-nucleotide messenger RNA. RefSeq names its product EMI domain containing 1 (gene emid1). The record is from RefSeq and is a predicted model, not a curated record. Gene Ontology annotation, molecular function: protein binding. The transcript is spliced from 17 exons. NCBI's taxonomy places the organism in Eukaryota, Metazoa, Chordata, Actinopteri, Syngnathiformes, Syngnathidae. The coding region runs from base 320 to 1750 and encodes 476 amino acids.
AAAAGUGCUUUCAUGCCCGCUGUUGUUUCCAGCUCCCAUGUGCGCAGUCACACCGAGAAGAACAAUUAACGCCCGCAGGUCCACUUCAACGUGUCCGCUUUGGGUGAUUAAAUCACCAUGCCUCAAAGCGUUUAAGACUUCUUCCAACACUAAAAUCAUAUUUUAUUGGAUGGGAUCCCCGUGUUCCCUUAAAGUGCCUCUUUUUGACACAUAUCUCCCUUCACUUUCUCCCCAUUUUCCCGAGUUGCCUCUCCCUACCGGGGGUAGUGCGGCUCAUUAAAACCUUCGUGGCUGCGCUUUUUCAUUUGAUGCCACGGCAAUGGGACCUUGCCAAUGGGAGAACGUGUUCGUACGUUGCAGGAAAAGUUUGCUUUGGACCGUGCUGGUCCUCUGGUUGUGCACGCCCGCGGACGGAACCUGGAAGACUGGACUUUACAAAACCAGAGAGCAAGCUGCAGCCUCUCAUGCCUCUAUCUAUCAGAAAAGAAACUGGUGUCCUCAUACUGCCACAAGGACGGUGAGUUGCCAAGUGCAGAAUGGGACAGUCGUGCAGAGAGUCUACCAGACAUGCCGCUGGCCACAGGGAUGUACAGGGGGCAGCUACAGGACCGUUGUCAGACCUUCCUAUAAAACGGUGUACCGCACCGUGACCUCACUGGAGUGGAAAUGCUGUCCAGGAUUCAGCGGGACUGCCUGUGAAGAAGAUGCAGGGAAACUGCAUGUGGCUCAGGAGGCAAUAAGAAAAUCGUCCACACUGCGUCGCCCACCUGCACGCACGGGGGAGCCCCUUUCAUACUGUCUCAACUGCAGUCGAAUCACAGCAAUGAAUGACAGGCUGAAUUCGCUCGAGGCUAAGGUCCAAGUACUCACUGCCUUGCCGUCCAUAUCUCAACGCCACUCUCCGUCCAAAGGAAGAGUUGCACCUGAGGCCGCCUUAAUGUUAGGGGCCGCUCCUGCUCAGGGGGCUCCGGGUGAGCCGGGACCUGCCGGUCCUCAAGGUGAAAGGGGCAGCGCUGGUCUUCCAGGCAGAGAUGGCAAAACGGGUUCUCGAGGCUUGCCAGGUCCCACUGGGCCUCGGGGUGAGGUGGGCGUAAGGGGCCCAGCUGGAAGCCCUGGUUUGAGGGGAACCUCAGGGCCCGCAGGCCCCCGGGGUCCCCCAGGACUUCCAGGAGAGAGAGGUCUCCCGGGCCCUCCUGGGCCUCCAGGACCAUCUACUCCUGCUAGUGCCCGCAUUCCAAAUCGAGGAAGAGACCCCUUCUUCACCAACACUUUUCAUGAUUCGACACCAGGGCCGCAGGGUCCCCCUGGGCCGAUUGGUCCCAUGGGUCCAAAAGGACCAGCAGGACCUCCGGGCCCACAGGGACAAAACGGUAAACCCGGGACUCCUGGAGCACAGGGUCUUAUGGGGCCCAAGGGAGAGCGUGGAGAGAGAGGUCCCUCAGGUUACCCAGGGGACAGGGGCUUCAGGGGCGAGCCGGGAUUACCGGGUCCCAAAGGAGAGCCUGGAGAGAAGGGCUUACCGAGCAAUCUAAAUGGGGACGGAAUACAUCAGAUCAGAGAGGCGCUGAAGAUCUUAGCUGAGAGGGUUUUAAUCCUCGAGACUAUGAUCGGUAUUCAUGAACCUGAUCUAGGCUCUGGGGAUGGACCAUUUGGCACAGCCUCCCCUAGUUUCUACAGAGAUAAGCGAGCAGGUGCGCUUCCGUAUCGACCUUCUCUUCGGUCUUCCGACACCAAGGUUCAAGGGAAGUAGCCCCCCCUCAACCCCCACCCCCGCACUCCCUGAGGACUGCAGGCUGAGUUAGGCCUCCCCUUCCGAUAGGUCGCAUCACUUAAUUGAUAGCCUUUUUGAGGGGGCUUUCCUGUCAGAUUUAGGUUGGGGGACACCUCAGGGAAAUGCCAAUGAUACUCCACCAUGUCCACCUCGCCUGUAACGAGUUUGACACCCCCUAUCACCAUAACCACUUCCAGCUGCAGCUCCGCGGGUCUCACACGUUCGGCAAGAGGAAGCUCCGAAUUACCUGUGGUGCUCCUCAGGUCACAAAUCUUGGCAAUAAGGGUCAUUUAGCUUCAUCCGUUUGUGGGGAUGUAACAGAACGACGAGUCUUGAGUUUGUCAUUCUUUUUUUUUUUUUAAUGUAACAGCAAUGUCAUGAGAUCUCAUGACCAUGUACAAUUUCUUGGACGACACAGAAAACCUCUAAUCAUUUUGUUGUAACUCUUGUAUUGCUAAACUCAGUUAAGAUGUAGUGCACUAAAAACACAGUCAUCACUACUAUUACUGAGAUAUGUUGCUAUAUGUGAGCGUGAUGUGUGUUACAAUUAAAAUACACACUGAAAAAGUAUAUUACAACAUAUUUACAUUUGUUGCAUAGCCUAUGAUCCAGUGGAGUUUAUUUUAUCCUGAAGAUUUUGGGGGAAAAAAACCUCACAGGAAAAGGCUAAACUGGAACCACUGUUAUAUUGGUGCUGUCCUAAGAAGACCUUUUUUUUCUCCAUAGUAAAUGAAACUUAUUGUGAACGUAUUUAAAAUUGUCAGUGGUAGUUUGUCUUGUAUGUCGUUGUAUAACAACUUUUGACAUUUUAUUUCUUGCAAAUGUGUUGAGUUGAUACAACCCUGUCUCCUGAUGAUCGCUGUAAUAAAACGCUGUUCACUGUU